AUGCAAACAUUUUUUGAAAAUUCUUAUUUUCGCGGUAUCAGUAUACCAGAACCUGAACAUUAUGUUGGAUUAGCACAAAGACUUGCACAAACAGAAAAUCCUGAUUCUUCACUUGACGAGAUUGCUAUCGACUUUCUUCUAAAAUGUCUUCAUGUAAAUCCAGAAAUGCGUUGGAGUGCCGAAGAACUUUUAAGACAUCAAUAUUUUCGCGAAUUUAUUUUUAAAUUGCCGGAAUUUGAUGGAGCGGAAGCAACAAUUAAUGGAUAUCUGCCUGUACUUGCUGAGAGAAGAAGACAAAGUUAUUCACAACAAAUAAUUAAUUCAGAACAAGAAGGCCAAAGAACUGUUGAUUCAACGCAUCUACCAUCAAUUCUGUGA
This is a messenger RNA of Meloidogyne enterolobii, 378 nucleotides long. Lineage: Eukaryota; Metazoa; Nematoda; Chromadorea; Rhabditida; Meloidogynidae. The record is from the annotation of a GenBank genome assembly.